CAGACCCGGAAGUUCCGGGUUAAGUUCCGGGUAGAGUUCCGGGUGCCAACAAGUCUUCUGACUGGAGAAAUGGCCACGCUCUGUCUCUUCGACAUGGAUGGGACCCUGACUGCCCCGCGGCAGAAAAUUACAAAAGAAAUGGAUGACUUUCUACAAAAAUUGAGGCAGAAGACCAAAAUUGGAGUGGUAGGUGGGUCAGAUUUUGAGAAACUGCAAGAGCAACUGGGAAAUGAUGUGGUUGAGAAAUACGAUUAUGUGUUUCCAGAGAAUGGCUUGGUAGCGUACAAAGAUGGGAAGCUAUUGUGUAAACAGAAUAUCCAGGGUCAUCUGGGAGAGGAUGUGAUCCAAGACCUGAUCAACUACUGUCUGAGCUACAUCGCAAACAUUAAACUCCCUAAGAAAAGGGGAACUUUCAUCGAAUUCCGAAAUGGCAUGUUGAAUGUGUCCCCCAUUGGAAGAAGCUGCACCCAAGAAGAACGAAUUGAAUUCUAUGAACUGGACAAAAAAGAACAUAUACGACAAAAAUUCGUAGCAGACCUGAGGAAGGAAUUCGCAGGGAAAGGCCUCACAUUCUCCAUAGGUGGCCAAAUCAGCUUUGAUGUCUUUCCUGAAGGAUGGGACAAGCGGUAUUGCCUGAGACACCUGGAACAUGAUGGUUAUAAGACCAUUUAUUUCUUCGGAGACAAGACUAUGCCUGGUGGUAAUGACCAUGAGAUCUUCACAGACCCCAGAACUGUGGGCUACACAGUGACGGCACCCGAAGACACAAGCAGGAUCUGUGAGGAGCUCUUCCCUUAACACCAGACAACAACACUGAAAGGGGCAUCGGAUGAUGAAAAGGAGUCAAGCCAUCCAGAGUUACCCAUCUGGGAUAGAACUGAAGACUUCUGUGAUAUGCUCCCAGUCUGCAGUCUGUGGUGGAGGCUGGGGCAUGAAGCCACUGUUCUGCCAAAGGGUUACUGUUUUCAAGCCAGCUUCCUGUGAGCGGCAGACCACAGUGUGGCCUGCCCGAGCGAUAGCUGACCAAGUAACAGCUGAUCCCACAGUUUGUACCUCCAUUGGCCUGGUCAUCUCUGUUUGCUACAUCUUAAAGCCAGACUGUUCUCCUGUCACCAGCAGGAGGGGAGGACAGAGGACCCAGCAAAGCAGAACCUCGUCCGCGGUCCUCUUUAACCCCCAAGCUGACCAACCCAGGUAACAGACCCAGUCCUGAGGCAUCAGAGACAACUUGGUGGCCACAGCAGCAGGAGCAUGCUCUCUAGCCUCUUCUUGGAGGGUGCACAUGCCUCCUCCAGAACCUCAGGGACAGCCUUCCAAGAACACUUCCCAGGCAGCUUUCCAGUGCCUAGUAAACGGUUCUGCAGCCUGCUUCCUCCUCAGGAGCUUCUGCUGCCUGCCCUUUCCUGCCACCAGACACCACGUGUUUCCACUGCCCUACCCUUGGCUGCCCACACUGGCACCUGCUGCUGGCCCAUUCACCUCUGUCCACCCCACAGGAGUGUGCCAGGACCUUACCCUGUGGCAUCCUUGGACUUUAUGAAACACACUGAAGGGACAGCACCGUUCCUUGCUUCUCAGUCUGAUCACUUUAACCCUCAUGUCAAAUGGGUAUCUACCCCAGGUUUGUAGAGAACUUGGGUUCCCAGAGCUUCUUUCCCUGCUCCACUCUAGUGAUGUUGGAGCCCCUAGCUGUCCUGGCUGUAGCAGUUCGCAGCCAGCCCAGAGGCUGUGUUCUACCUGCAGGUCCAGUGCCUCCUACAGUGGCUGUCACAGACCCCCUCUCCCACUGUCUUCAUUCAGUUCUCCCACCUAAUAAAGGGACUCUGCUCUCCAGG
Molecule: messenger RNA, 1835 nt
Organism: Arvicanthis niloticus (Nile rat)
Lineage: Eukaryota; Metazoa; Chordata; Mammalia; Rodentia; Muridae
Gene: Pmm2
Product: phosphomannomutase 2
Biological process (GO): GDP-mannose biosynthetic process; protein N-linked glycosylation; mannose metabolic process
Cellular component (GO): cytosol
Molecular function (GO): phosphomannomutase activity
Source: RefSeq, a predicted model, not a curated record